Messenger RNA from Gasterosteus aculeatus aculeatus (three-spined stickleback), 1636 nucleotides. It is a transcript of the gene psmd4a, whose product is annotated as proteasome 26S subunit ubiquitin receptor, non-ATPase 4a. Gene Ontology annotation, biological process: proteasome-mediated ubiquitin-dependent protein catabolic process. Gene Ontology annotation, molecular function: polyubiquitin modification-dependent protein binding. NCBI's taxonomy places the organism in Eukaryota, Metazoa, Chordata, Actinopteri, Perciformes, Gasterosteidae. Gene Ontology annotation, cellular component: nucleus; cytosol; proteasome regulatory particle, base subcomplex. The record is from RefSeq and is a predicted model, not a curated record.
UUCGCUUUGUUCAGUCCUUAUCCAAUAGCCGGGCAGGUUGCACGAUUACGACAGACAGCAACAAGAAGUUUCCAAAAUGGGGCUCGAAAGUACCAUGGUCUGUGUGGACAACAGUGAAUACAUGAGGAAUGGAGACUUUCUACCAACGAGACUACAAGCUCAACAAGAUGCUGUCAACAUUGUUUGCCACUCCAAAACACGAAGCAAUCCAGAAAACAACGUGGGCCUCAUCACUAUGGCAAAUAACUGUGAGGUCCUGAACACGCUGACGCCAGAUUCGGGCCGCCUCUUGUCCAAACUGCACGCCAUCCAGCCCAAAGGAAAGAUCUGCUUCUGCACCGGGAUCAGAGUGGCCCAUCUGGCUCUAAAACACAGACAAGGGAAAAACCACAAGAUGAGGAUCAUUGCCUUUGUUGGGAGCCCCGUGGAGGAUAAUGAAAAAGAUCUUGUCAAGCUGGCAAAGCGCUUGAAAAAAGAGAAAGUGAAUGUGGAUAUUAUCAACUUUGGAGAAGAGGAGCUGAACACAGAGAAGCUGACUGCUUUUAUAAAUACUUUAAAUGGGAAGGAGGGGACUGGUUCCCACCUGGUUACAGUCCCUCCAGGACCCAGUCUCGCUGAUGCGCUGCUCUCCUCUCCCAUCUUGGCUGGUGAAGGAGGCUCUAUGAUGGGUCUGGGUGCCAGUGACUUUGAGUUUGGUGUGGAUCCCAGUGCCGAUCCAGAACUGGCCCUGGCCCUGCGUGUAUCAAUGGAGGAGCAGCGACAGAGGCAGGAAGAGGAGGCCCGCAGAGCUUCUGUGGCCUCUGCAGCAGAUGCAGGCAUGCCCACACCCAGUGCAGAUGAGUCAGAGGAGGCCUUACUGAAGAUGUCUGUAUCUCAGCCUGAGAGUGGUGCACCAGUGCUUCCUGACUUCAGCAGCAUGACGGAAGAGGAGCAGAUCGCCUACGCCAUGCAGAUGUCUCUUGCCGGGGAAGAGUAUGGAGAAAUGGACACAGCAGCCCCCAUGGACACUGCAGAAUCUGCCAAGGAGGAAGAUGACUAUGAUGUAAUGCAAGACCCGGAGUUUCUUCAGAGCGUCUUGGAGAACCUGCCUGGUGUCGACCCGAACAACGAGGCCAUUCGCAACGCCAUGGGUUCCCUGGCCUCCCAGACAGGAAACAAGCCCGAAGGCAAAAAGGAUGAAGAGAAAAAGAAGUGAGGGGCACACGAGAUGGACACAGUCUUCAAACAUUGGAUAGAAAAGAAAUAAACGAACAAUUGCAGACUAAUGCAGGAUUACUUUAACAUACCAAAAUAUUGCUGAUGCAUCGUCGGACUGAUAGCCCAGUAUUAGACCGCACUCUGACAUUUAAUCCCAUUGUUUUCUGUCAGACACUCAAAAGUACUGAUAUAACAGUAAUACAAUUCAAGUAUUGAAUGACUAUUUAGUGUCAAAUCUGAAUACCCUCUACUAUAAAUUGAUAUCAUCCUAAAAUGUAAUAUGCUUAAGAUGCAGGGUCUCCUGUUAAAUUGCCUUUACCCUACAUUUUGUCUACAUGGUAUAAUUGACCUUUCCGGUGAGCAAGAAUUUGUCAUGACAGGCUCAUAAACAGAUAGCCACACUCCUGUCAUGUAUGUGUUUUUGCAAUAAAAUCAUUGU